AUGGCAUCGACAACAAAUAAAAGCACCUCGUCGAAUAAUUUCUCUCAUUUGCCAAAGAGACCUUUAGGGAAAGUUCGUACUGAUAACAGUCUUUUCUGGUCUGAAGAAUACAUUGAGGGCGAUCCAAUUGAUUUAUGGGGCCGAGUGAUUGCAGAUUGGGAUGAUUGCUUGAAGAAAAGGCCUAAAUAUAUCAAAAAAUUAGUUCGAUAUAAUAUUCCACAACCACUACGAUGUUUACUCUGGCAGUUACUGUCUGGGGCUGAUAAACAAAGAUACCUUAUCGAAGGUUAUGCUGAUUUACUGAAGGAAACGUCUCCUCACGAAAAGACGAUUAGAAGAGACAUUGACAGAACUUAUCCUGAUCAUCCUAAAUUCAGUAGUCCAAAUAGCCCUUUACAAGAAUCUAUGCUUAAUAUUAUGAAGGCAUAUUCAUUAUAUGAUAAGGAAGUUGGCUAUUGCCAGGGAAAUGCAUUUAUUGCCGGCUUAUUAUUGCUUGAGAUGCCAGAAGAGGAGGCAUUUGCUGUAUUUGUGCAAAUAAUGAGGAAAUAUAACAUGCGUGAAUUGUGCAAGCCUAAUAUGGCAGAAUUAGCCGUCUGUAUGUACCAAUUAGAAUGCUUGAUAGAGGAAUUAUUGCCCGAUCUUCAUGUCCAUUUUCAAGCACAGGGGUUUCGAGCUUCUGUUUAUGCGUCAUCAUGGUUUCUUACUUUAUUUGCGUCGACUGUCUCUCCUGACUUAGCAACUAGAAUAAUGGAUUUCGUAUUGGCUGAAGGACUAGAAUUUAUCUUUCGCCUCUCAUUGGCGAUAUUAUCAGUAUGUAACAAAGAUUUGCUUAAGCUCGAUAUUGAAGGCAUGAUUAUGCACUUUCAGAAAGAAUUAACAAAGUAUGAUAGCAUUACCGUUCAGGUGCUAUUUGAUAUGGCUUUUACUUUAAAAAUAACUCCAAAAAAACUAAAAAAACUUGAGAAGGAUUAUCAUACUAGAAAAGCUAAAGAAACUGGUGACGUUGAGCUAAUGAAAGUAAGUCUUAUGAAGUAUAAAUAA
Molecule: messenger RNA, 1041 nt
Organism: Trichoplax adhaerens
Lineage: Eukaryota; Metazoa; Placozoa; Uniplacotomia; Trichoplacea; Trichoplacidae
Exons: 9
Coding region: 1-1041 (346 amino acids)
Source: RefSeq, a predicted model, not a curated record